AUGGAAGUCGAAAAAUCCAGUUUGACAAGAUCUUCAACUUCAAACCGAGCAAAAGUAGCACACGAUCAGUUGCAUGGUGUAACACAUAAAAUGUCACCGCAUGCAAUUAAUAGAUCAGAUAACACGAAGUAUGAACAAAAUCCUAUGAAUAAAGUAGACUCUCCAACUGCCCAUUUUAAUACUCGAUUAUUCAAUGCACGCAAACAAUUCUCUAAGCCGUCUGUGCCUAUUAUUUCAUUUGACGAUCAGAUUUCACCUACAACUAGUCCUCAGUCGUCACGAUCAACCUACAGUCGUAAUGUAAUGUAUAAAACAGAUUCGAUGGAGUCUAAAACAUCUGUCCCUGUAUCUCCAACCGAAUUAAGUUACACAUCAAAUUUUGAAAAGAAUUUAUCAUACAUCACUACAACUAUGCGGGCUUUAUCAACUUCUCCGCGUAAAGGCUCACCAAAUGCUUUAAUACCUCCAUAUAAUAAAACUUUGCUUCCUUUAGCCUUUUCAUUUGACGCUAUAAAUCCAGAAUAUCCUGGAGAUAAAGCAAAUAUACUUCCCCAGACUAAUAAAGGUGUCAGUGAUAAAAUCUCACACGAAACGCAUAAUGCUAACAGAAGUAAUAAAAAAGGUUCGUUGAGUCCUAAGCCUUAUCUUCUCAAAAGUUCUCAUGUAACAGGGAAAAUCUAUAUGCCGAAUACACUAUCAGCGGUAACACCGAUGGCAUUAGCAGCAUCAGGUGAUGAUGUAAUGCUAAGUUUAGUGCAUCAGAGGUCGACAGAGUCACAUGAUUCCUCGAUAAGUAUGCCUAGUGCAACUAGUUCCGGAGGUAGUCCGUACACAUCAAGUGCAUCACAUUUACUCAAAUCGAUUAGAAAAGAAGAUAAGUUAUAUCGAAGUACAGAUGUUAAUUUUAAUAUGGAUGAACAGAGAAUGCCAAAUCCUGAACAACACAUUAUAAGACGUUCAAGCUACGAAAUGGCUACAGGAAAAUUGGAACUCCCCAUUAAAAAAUCAAAGAAAAAGACCUGGAAAGAAGCUUUAUGUUCCUUGAAGGCAAAACUGCGUAACCGCGAAAAUCCAAAUUAUGCCACUUAAUUCAAGAAAAUACAAUAAGUAACUUUGUAUGCAUAACAAAUAUUCAAUAGAAUAAAAACCCAGUUCAUCAUUAUAUUAAUUAGACAAGUUUUGUAUUUUAUUCAAAGUACUUUUGAUAAUCUCGAAAGAAUUCAUUUGAUAACUGGUUCG
This is a messenger RNA of Heterobilharzia americana, 1239 nucleotides long. Lineage: Eukaryota; Metazoa; Platyhelminthes; Trematoda; Strigeidida; Schistosomatidae. The record is from the annotation of a GenBank genome assembly.